AGAAGUCCAUGCUUCGUGUUGCCGCAGACGACGCUUAACCGAGUUUUACAAUCAACCAGUGAUCUUCUCUGAUCAUCAUUUUCUACAGAAGGAUCACCAAAUCCACGUUUUGGUGAAUUUUGAAUCUAGCCUAUAUGAUUUCGAGUUUGGUACGUAAAAGUUUUCAAUCCGAACUUUUUACUGGGUACUCAACAAAAUUUGUUGCUGGAAUUCUUGGUCCUAAAUUAGGACAAGUUAAUCGGCAAAUAGAUUAUCGACAAAUUCGACGAAGUAUGAAGGAAGAAGUUCUUGAUGGAAUUUUUUCAGAAACAGAUUUGAAAUCCAACAAAAGAUCCUUUGAUAAGACUGAUGAUGUGAAAAAUGGGAAAACAUUGGAAGAAACAAACAAAAAACCUCGCUUUCAAAAGAAAAAAAAAUUUGCUAUUCUUUUGAGUUAUUCUGGUCAAAAUUAUUUGGGCAUGCAAUUUAAUCAUGGAUUCAAAACUGUUGAAGGAGAAUUGUUUCAAGCAUUCAUGAAACUUGAAAUAAUGGAUGAUGAGUCUUUUAAAUCUCCACAGACAGUGCAUUUUCAAAGAGCAGCACGCACAGACAAAGGAGUAUCGGCUGUUCGUCAAGUGAUUUCAUUAAAAAUGAGAACGCCAGAUGAAGAUUUGGUUAAUCAGCUAAAUUCAUUGCUUCCUAAUUGUAUAAAAGUGUUUGCCAUGAGGAAGGUUACGGGAGGUUUUAAUAGCAAAAUUGCCUGUGAUUCAAGAUCUUAUUCUUAUGUGAUGCCCACCUUUGCAUUCACAUCAAAAGAAGUAGCUCCCACCCAUGAAUAUCGAGUGACAUCAAAAAUUCUUGAUGAAGUCAACUCAUUGCUUUCAGUUUUCAAAGGCACGCGAAAUUAUCAUAACUUCACAUCAGGCCGACCUGCUCAAGAUCCUAGCUGUAAACGUUAUAUUACGCAAUUUUCUUGUGGCGACCCUUUUAUGAUUAAAGAAGUGGAAUUCGUAAAAAUCACCAUUAAGGGACAAAGUUUCAUGCUGCAUCAAAUACGAAAAAUGAUUGGCCUUACCAUUUCGGUGAUGCGUGGAUUUGUCCCAAGAGAAAUACUAGAUAAAGCCUUUAAAAUGGAACGUGUCAAUGUACCCACCGCCCCCAGUUUAAAUCUGUUGUUAGAGGAGCCGCACUACGAUAGCUAUAAUCGUCGUUACGGGGGUGAUGGAAUCCAUGAAACUUUAGACUGGAGCUCCUUUGAUAAAGACAUAGAAACAUUCUGCGGUGAUUUUAUUCUGCCAAUUAUUUAUAAUGGCGAGAUGGACAUUCAAAACGGUUCAAUGAUAACUUGGUUAUUGACAUGUUUACCCAUUCAUACUUACGAAUUCCCUCCCGACUCGAGUGAAAAAGUUACGGAUUCCACAUUGGAAUGAAAUCUUGCUCAGUUUUUAGUUCUGUAAUAGCAUUGAUGAAAUAAUUGCUAUGAACGAAAUUAAAUCUGUCUUUUGUACCAA
Daphnia pulex (common water flea) is the source of this 1490-nucleotide messenger RNA. It is a transcript of the gene Pus1, whose product is annotated as tRNA pseudouridine synthase A-like. Gene Ontology annotation, cellular component: nucleus. Gene Ontology annotation, biological process: mRNA pseudouridine synthesis; tRNA pseudouridine synthesis. Gene Ontology annotation, molecular function: RNA binding; pseudouridine synthase activity. The coding region runs from base 135 to 1409 and encodes 424 amino acids. The record is from RefSeq and is a predicted model, not a curated record. The transcript is spliced from 7 exons. NCBI's taxonomy places the organism in Eukaryota, Metazoa, Arthropoda, Branchiopoda, Diplostraca, Daphniidae.